GUGAAGAAUAGUAUGGUACCUAAUUGCACAUGUGUAUGCGCAUGCGUUGGCUUGAUUGAUUGAUUGAGGAGAACUGAACAGGACACAAUUCAGAUUGAUCUUGGGAAGAAAAGCCGUUAUUAAUCGUCAAAUAUGGCUCUUCGAACGCAGUUUGAAAGUAAUAAUGAAAUUGGUGUAUAUAGCAAACUUACAAAUGCAUACUGUCUCGUAGCAGUUGGUGGUUCAGAAAAUUUUUACAGUUUAUUUGAAGCAGAGCUUGGAGAUGCUGUUCCUGUAGUUCAUUCUUCAAUAGAUGGAUGUAGGAUAAUUGGAAGGCUUACUGCAGGCAACAGACACGGUCUGCUUGUACCGAACUCCACAACAGAUCAGGAAUUGCAGCACAUUCGUAAUGCCCUUCCCGACAGUGUAGCCAUCCAAAGAAUAGAGGAAAAGCUAUCUGCCCUUGGUAAUGUCAUCGCUUGCAAUGAUUAUGUAGCCUUGGUACACCCAGAUGUUGAUAAGGAAACAGAAGAAAUCGUAGCAGAUGUUCUUAAAGUGGAGGUGUUUAAGCAAACGGUAGCUGAUAAUCCAUUGGUCGGUACCUAUAGUGUCAUCAGUAAUCAGGGAGGAUUGGUACAUCCAAAGACCACAAUUCAAGACCAAAAUGAGCUGUCAUCAUUAUUACAAGUUCCCCUAGUGGCCGGUACAGUGAACCGUGGUAGUGAAGUGCUUGGAGGAGGUAUGGUAGUCAACGAUUGGUGUGCGUUCUGCGGAUUAGACACAACCACUGCUGAGCUCUCCGUCAUUGAAAAGGUCUUCAAGAUUGGUGGAGAACAAACGGCUACCAUAGCAUCUGAUAUGAGAGAUUCACUUGUAGAUAGUUUGACAUAAAUUUGCUUCAAUGACAACAUCCCAUCUCAUUGCUGGUCCUGUAGUAUCAACCCAUGAUGAUUACAUUGAAGCAUGGACUCAUUGGAAGAGGACAUAAAGAAUAUUGUUAUCCAACGUGAAACAAAUUAAUCCUUGGGUAUGACCUUGAAACUUUGCCUGGAUAACAAACAUCUGUACUGGAUGUAUUAUUACCGCAGGUUGGGAAACAUGAAAUCAGGUAAUGAUGAAGUUAUAAUGGAUGGUGUGAUAUACCUUGAAUUCUAAAAAAAACUACUCCUUUUUUACUGAGUAAAAUUUUUAUUUUUUGUGAAAAUUUCCACUAAGGAUGUAAAUUUCCAUACUGACCAUGUGGUAUUCCUUGUUAAUCGCUCUUACAGCCUGUGAAGGGUGAAGAAACUCCUCUUUUUUUUUUUCAUUUUGAGGGCAAAAUGCCCUUUGCUUCAUGUCCUACAUUGUACCUAGCCUUGAAUACACCGAGCGCCAGUUAUGGUAGCUGGAGCUACAGCUGGAGUAGUAAUAGCGCUUUGUAUCCUCAGGCAAAAAGCGCUAUGUAAAUCCAGCUAUUAUUAUUAUUACCCUAUAUUACUACAAUGUCAAGAUUAUUUUUAUUACUAUUAUUUUGUAUUUAGGCAAUCAAGAAUACAUAAGAGAAAUUUGCAAUCCUUUUUAUUGCAUAUAGCAGAUAUUCAGCGAUAUAAACUAUCAGUAGCAAACAUUCUUUCCAAGUAUCUGGAUGUGCUCUUAUAGGUACUUCUGGUUCGAGUUAUUUUUGUCUUUUCCCAGCAUUGGGAAUAUCUUUAUUGUUUAAAAAUCCUCUUAGUUGUUGAAUUGUCAACUGCUAAAAUAAUAUGAAAAUUCAGUAGAACUAGAGCAAUAAUUAAAUUUGUUUUUUUACAAUCAACUUGAGCUAGGUAGCUGUAUAUUUUAACGCUGAGCGGAGCUGCUGCACUAACUGCUAUCAGAAGUGCAUGUCCAAGCAAAAUUACCCUGAAUGUUGACGUAUAUUGUCGAUAUUGCCUGUUAUUGCUAUAUUCGAUGAGGAGAAUUCAUAAUCAUGUGAUAGAUUGUAUAAUAUUCCUCUAAAAAUUUAGAAUGAGAACAAGUUUUGUUGUGACGCCCAUCCCUCCUCUCCCCCUUGAGCAAUUGUUUUCUUAGCCAUUUAGGCGGUGCUGCACCAUCCCGAGUUUGCUCAAUCUCGAGAUUUUAGCCCGAUCGGCCCACUUCGCGAUUAAUCUCGAGAUUCAAGAAACCCCGUCUCCACCAUCGCAAGAAGAGCGAUUCCUGCUCGAGCGAGGCAACAAGACCGAUAUUACGAGCAUGCGCACUUUCGGAUCUUGGAGUUUCAACGGCCCGCGCUUUUGAAUAACUUCCCGCGAUAUGCAAGCAAUGUACUCCUUUCACUAGCACAUUCGCCGAAUUCGACCGGUGUUAUGCAACAAUCCUCUCAGCUCAGCGAGUGAAGAAGUGAUGUAUUCUUCGUUAAAUAUGAUGGCGGAGAAGGAGGCAACGACAGAGAGAGCGAGAGAGGGAGAGAAGGAGGAAAGAAAUGCUAUUUGCUCACAUUUUGCGAAGGAAUAAGACAACACUGCUGUCAGUGUUGUUAUUGAAUAUGACCAUCGUCGAUGAGCGCCUCCCCCUUCGGUCUGGUCUCUCCCAAAAUCCAUUCACUGGUGGGACACCAUCGUUGCUGAUUAGGCAAUUGAUGAACGCUAUUCGCGAUAAUAUCUAUUCGCAUACUAUAAAAUUGACUUUCGCACGUGUUUAUGUUUUGACCAAGGCGGAAGUGGAACGCGAAUUGCAUUAUGGACUGACCUCAUGAAUAAAUUACCCCGAGUCCAAUCUCGAGUGUGUCUGCACCGACGAAUUAGCGGGAUAAUUCGUAAAAUAGCACGCUAUUUUGCAAAUAAACCUGAGUUGACUUGGGAUUGCAAUCUCGAGAUUAAUCCUACGAACUAGCGCGAUAAUUGCGUCUCCACCGCAAACUAUCUCGAGAUUUUUCAGAUCGGGAUAAUUUGCCGGAUCAGAAAUAGCGUGCUAAUUUGAAAACUUGGGAUGGUGCAGACGGCCCUAAUCCAUUUGAGAAUUCAGAAAAGGGAUGUAGUCACAUAUCUUCAUGGGCAAGUGUGUCUUUAAAUGUGUUAAACUGCUUUGACAUAUUGUUUGAGAGUUCAUGAUGUAUAUUUAAUCCAAUAUGUAAGAACAGUGAUUUUCUGUUAACUGAUUAACCAAAACAGAAAAUUUGCUUUGGUUCUUUACAACUGCUUGAUAAUUCACAAAAUUCAUGUUUUUGCUGCAUACAUUUUUUUAUGGCAAAACAGAAUUUGCAUUUUAGAUAAAGUUUGAAAUGGAAUUACUUGUUUUUAAACAGAAAAAUCACUGUCCUUAAAUGAGGGGUUAAAUUGACUUCAUUUUAGCAUCCUUUAUUUAAUGAUCGUAUUACAUGGAUCCUACAUUACCCUAUCAAAAUCUGCUGUAUAAGAGUUGGUCAUGGAGCUUGAAAAUGGGAAAUGCAAAUUACCCAAAUACCCAGCAUUAAUUACAGUGUUAAAGGUCAAGUCCACCCCAGGAAAAUGCUGACUUUGAUAAAUAGGGAAAAAUCAAACUAGCAUAGUGCUGAAAAUUUCAUCAAAAUCGGAUGUAAAAUAAGAAAGUUAUGACAUUUUAAAGUUUCGCUUAUUUUUCACAAAACAGUGAUAUGCAAAACUAGGUGAGUCAGUCGAUGAUGUCCAUCACUCACUAUUUCUUUUGUUUUUUUAUUGUUUGAAUUAUACAAUAUUUCAUUUUUUAUAGAUUUGACAAUAAGGACCAACUUGACUGAACCAUAUAGUAUUAAACAAUGCUUAUUCCACAUGUUCAUGUAUCACUUGACAAUGAGGAGAAAAUUAGAAUAUUUCAUAUAAUAAAAUACAAAAGAAAUAGUGAGUGAGUGAUGUCAUCAGUUUCCUCAUUUGCAUACUAGCCAGGAUGUGCAUAUAACUGUUAUGUGAAAUUAAGCGAAACUUUAAAAUGUCAUAACUUUCUUAUUUUACAUCCGAUUUUGAUGAAAUUUUCAGUGUUAUGCUUGUUGGAUUUUUCUCUUCUUAUUCAAAUCAACUUUUUGUUGGGGUGGACUUGUCCUUUAAAUAAUCGUGUUGGCAUAUACACUUGGCCUAGUGAACCCAAAGCUUUCCUUAAUUCUGUACUAAUUAAUACCAUCUUAAAGAUAAAUGCCAAUUGUAAUGGUUUGCUUUUGUCUUAUAGCUGAGGAUAUUGCCUACUGUAGCUGAUGAAUGUCUUGAAAAUUUUAUACAAUUAUAUUUCUUUAUGCUAGGGAAUGUUUGCCUAAUUCAUUAGUGCUUAAUGUGAAUUAUUUACAAUUAGUCAUAUUUAUUCAGUGGGACAUAAUUCUCCAAAUGUGAAAAGAAAUUAAGUCUAUAUAUCAUAUUGAAACUGAGAAAAUGGCUGCAAGCGAAAAUUUGCUUGUACUUUCUUGAAUAUCUUCUUCAGAAAUAGGUUGGGUGUAUGGAGUGAACAGUUUGAUGAUAGAUUGCCACUUGGUCUACAACCACUUGGUCUACUUUCCAUUUGGUCUCAUCCUUCAUGGUCUAAUCCUACUUUGUCUGAAACAUGUAUGUCUAUUAACCAUUUGGUCUAACUGCCAUUUAGCCCAUUUACCAUUUUGUUUUAUUUCCAGUUAGGUUACACCCAUUUUGUCUAAAAUCAAAUUGGUAUGACACUACUUAGUCUAACUGUUUGAACCAAGUUUUCAUUUGACAAAGUGAAAAUACUUUUUAGAUAAAGAGGAUAUAAUAGCGCAUUUUAGCAUCCACUUAGCAGACGCUUUCUGCAAUGUUCAGAAUCUAUUGAAAAUGCCUGUCAAUCACAAUGGACAGAUUAGAGGUCAUUGUCGAAAGAUGGUGGACCAGGUCAGCACAUCGUCUUAAGAUUUGGACCAGACAAAAAUGCAAAUAUUUCGUUUGUCCAGAGUCCUGGACGACACUGCUGUUUUGAUUCACUGAUUUUCGACAAAGGCCGCUUUGUUAUAAAGGGCUUUUUACAAAAGAUUCUGUGUUAUAAAAAGCGUCUGCGAAAUAUUUGCUAAAAUGCCCUAAUACUAUCUGGGUAAUAGAGUAAAUGAUAAUUAUACUAAAUGGAUAUUAGUCCAAGACUAGUGUAGACCAAAUGGAAAUUAGACUUAGUUGAGAGUAGACCGAAUGGGUCUAGCACAUGUGGCAUUAGACUAUCUACGAGUAGACCAAGUAAAUAUAAACUCAGUUGUUCAUAUUCUGAUGUCGGGUUCAGCUUAUACCAUGGUUUAACUCUGUACUGAAAUUAUGGAAAGCCAACAAUAUCAACAUUUUGUUAACAUUAUGUUUCUUGUCAUUAUUGUGCUCUUUCCCAAUUUUUUGACAGUGAAUAUGAUUAUCUUAAUUAUUCUUCCCAGACAGUUAACCCUAAUUCUCCCGGGGGGGGGGCCAUAAUGGCCCCCCCUUGACAAUUUUCGCGAUAUAUCUGCUGCGCAAAUUUUUUUGACCUCGCCGCUCACUGACUUUUUACUUUCAAGUCUCGCGCAAAUUUUGAGACCAAAUUUGUGACGCCCGAGUACACGGUUACGACAUUACGCAACAUUAUGUAAGUGCAUGUCAGACCCAAAAUUGCUCAUAAACGUGAUUUCAUGUACAAAUCCAAUGCAAAUUGUGUAUUUAGCCAAAAUUCAUAAAUGUAUCAUUAUUUCUACUUUUACUGAUUAAACUGAAUUAACUUUGCCUUGUUUAUGAUCAGAACUAAGUCUGGAAUGAUUUCCAUUGAAAAAACAAUAAAAAACAAAAAGUAAAAAAACAAAGAAAUACAUAAAACAAUAAAAUACAUAAGAAAUUGAUUUCCGAACCGAAGUUUUUUUAAUUGCGAUUGUUAAGAUUGCUACAAAGAAUUUUUUUACCAAAAAUUAGCAUUCUAGGAGCUUUAUUUAGUGAAUUAUAGCAAAAAGUAUGAUUUAUGCAUAAAUUAGCAUAAUUAAUUGAUAUAAAAUAAAAUCUCAUUAUUUUGGAAAAUUUUACCAUACAGCCUUGUAGAUUACUUUUUGCGUCGCUCGCGCAAUCGGCGGCCGAGAUCUUAAGGGGGGGCCAUAAUGGCCCCCCCCCCCCCCCGGGAUUGACAAGAAUCAAAAUACCCCGGGAGAUUGAGGGUUAAGACUGAUUUGGGAGUAAAGUAUGCUGAUAAAUUGAGCCUCUAGCUGUUAAAAAAGAAUUAUGCCACAAAUGGCUCUCCAUAGUCAAACCACAACCUUAGACCAGAGUUUAAAUUAAACCUGACUUCAGCAUACGGGCCAAUGUGAGUGGCCAAGGAGGAUCAUGAACCAUUAUUUUUCUUUUCUCACACAGGUCGCAAAACUGUAUUUCAAACCAGAAUAGAUAUUUGUCACAUUCUUGGAUCCAUAUUUUUUACCAGAGUACAUAUGGAUAAGUUUGUGUUUUUGUCAUUAAUUUCUAUUCAAUCUUUAUUUUAUGUAUAAAAUAACAUAGACAUGAAAAAAAAAUGAAGAAUAAACAAGAUCAAACAUUGUAUGUACUUUUCCUGAUAUUGAAUAAACACUUUCUUGUACAGAAACUUGUCAUAACUGAA
This is a messenger RNA of Lytechinus pictus (painted urchin), 6471 nucleotides long. Its product is annotated as eukaryotic translation initiation factor 6-like. Lineage: Eukaryota; Metazoa; Echinodermata; Echinoidea; Temnopleuroida; Toxopneustidae. The transcript has 7 exons. Gene Ontology annotation, biological process: maturation of LSU-rRNA; maturation of 5.8S rRNA; ribosomal subunit export from nucleus. Gene Ontology annotation, cellular component: nucleolus; cytosol; preribosome, large subunit precursor. Bases 133 to 870 code for a protein of 245 amino acids. The record is from RefSeq and is a predicted model, not a curated record. Gene Ontology annotation, molecular function: ribosomal large subunit binding.